AUGGGUGUACCAGCGUUUUUCCGCUGGCUUAGUCGUAAAUAUUCAAGCGUUAUAGUGGAAUGUAUUGAACAGAGGCCAACCGACGUAGAUGGUCAGUUAGUACAUAUAGAUUCAUCACUGCCAAAUCCUAAUGGAAUAGAAUUUGAUAAUUUGUAUCUGGACAUGAAUGGCAUCAUACAUCCAUGUACUCACCCUGAGGAUAAGCCAGCACCUAAGGAUGAAGAUGAGAUGAUGGUGGCUAUCUUCGAGUGCAUAGACCGUCUAUUUCGUAUUGUGAGGCCCAGAAAACUAUUAUACAUGGCUAUUGAUGGAGUGGCGCCUAGAGCCAAGAUGAAUCAGCAGAGAUCUAGACGUUUCAGAGCUUCUAAAGAGACUCAGGAGAAAAUAGAAGAAAUUGCCCGUAUUCGCUCGGAACUUCAGGCUAAAGGAGCGUAUUUGCCACCUGAGAAACCAAAAGAGGCUCAUUUUGAUUCCAACUGCAUCACUCCUGGCACACCAUUCAUGGAUCGACUAAGCAAAUGCUUACAUUAUUAUAUACAUGACAGAUUGAACAAUGAUCCUGGCUGGAAAGGUAUUAAGGUUAUUCUCUCAGAUGCCAAUGUUCCUGGGGAGGGUGAGCACAAGAUUAUGGACUACAUCCGGAGGCAGAGAGCCCAACCAGAUCAUGACCCGAACACCCAACACGUGUUGUGCGGCGCCGACGCCGAUCUCAUCAUGCUGGGUCUUGCUACUCACGAGCCCAAUUUCACCAUCAUUCGAGAGGAGUUUAAGCCAAACAAGCCACGUCCGUGUGAUGUUUGUGGACAACUGGGUCACGAGAUGAAGGAAUGUACUGGCUCAACGCCAGACGCGUCACUGGUGCGAUCGGACCCAGCUUUCGGCACACAGGAUAAUUUCAUCUUCGUGAGAUUGAACGUGCUUCGGGAGUAUCUGCAGAAGGAACUCCAAAUGCCCAAUUUGCCGUUCCCUUAUGACUUCGAGCGUGCGCUGGACGACUGGGUGUUCAUGUGCUUCUUCGUGGGAAACGACUUUCUGCCUCACUUGCCCAGCUUGGAGAUCAGGGAGGGAGCUGUGGACCGACUGGUCAACUUGUACAAGAAAUGUGUAUACAAAACUAAGGGCUGGGUCACCGACUCUGGCGAUGUUAACCUCGAGCGUGUACAAGUCAUAAUGGACGAGCUAGGCCACGUCGAGGACGAGAUCUUUAAGCGGCGGCAUCACAAUGAGCUCAACUUCAGGGCGCGGGAUAAGGCCAAAAAGAGGCAGCAGGCUGUCAACUUUGGACUGCUGGAGAAGACUCAAUUCGCGCCCAUGUCCGUAGGUGACGCUGCGAAGCCGGUGCAGAACGCUCGCCAGGAAGCCGCCAACAUCCGUAUCGCUGGCAUGAACGCAGUCGCUGCUCAAGAAGAGUCGAACCAGAGGGGCCGCAAGCGAUCAGCAGCGGAAGCUGGGCUGGACGAAGAAGACGAGGACAAGCACGACGAGGUGCGUCUCUGGGAGGAUGGCUUCAAGGAGCGCUACUACGAGAGCAAGUUCGAAGUCGCCAGGGAUAACCUUGAGUUCAGGUACCGCGUGGCGCUUCAGUAUGUCCGUGGGCUUUGCUGGGUGCUGCGCUACUACUACCAGGGCUGCGCCAGCUGGAAGUGGUACUUCCCCUACCACUACGCGCCCUUCGCCUCCGACUUCGUCAACAUCUGCGGUCUUUCGACCAAGUUCGAGAAGGGAACCCAGCCGUUCCGACCUCUAGAGCAGCUGAUGGGCGUGUUCCCGGCCGCCAGCUCGCAGCACGUGCCUGAACCCUGGGCCAAACUCAUGAGUGACCCUUUCUCACCAAUCAUAGACUUUUAUCCAACGGACUUCAAGAUCGACCUGAACGGCAAGAAGUUUGCGUGGCAAGGCGUCGCGCUACUGCCCUUCGUCGACGAGAACAGACUAUUCAAAGCACUCGAGCCGUAUUAUAAGGACCUCUCGCAGGCAGAGAAGCAACGGAACAUGCGUGGACACGACCGACUGUAUGUGGGUCCGGGACAGCCCAGCUACGACUUCGUACGCGGACUGUACGAGCGAGCGGGACGCGAACUGCGCACUCUUAUCGUUAACGAGCAGCGCUACCCGUACCGCAGCCAGGGGGUGCGCGGCGACGUCAUGCUCAGCCCGGACAACGUCUGCAUUGGAGGGCAACUAGCGUCCCCAGUUGUGGGCUUACCUCCAGUGCUGGACAACCGCGUGGUGUGCGUACGCUUCCAAGACCCUCAGUACCCGGACGAUUUUAUCUUCCCGGCUAGAAGACUCAAGGGUGCAACAGAACCACAACGGGUACUAAAACCUGGAGAUCUCAGCGCCCAGGAGAAUAGGAAUUGGAGACCACAAAUUGGAAUGGUGCGCUCUAACACGGUGGCGAGCCUGGAGCUAGCGGGCCACAGGAUGCUGGGCCACAGCUUGCCGCGUGACCGUUCCUACUCCAACGUGCCGCCACCGCAACAUCAGCAACAUGCGUAUGGACAGCACAAUCGUUCGCAGUCCUUUGGUCCUCAACGCAGCGGGUACGUACCACACAAUACAAAUGCCCAAAGCUUCAACAGCCAAGGGCAUUCGCAGAACCGCUCCGGAUACCAGCAAAAUGGCCAGGACAGGUUUGGGCAGAACCAGAAUAGGCAUCAGGGUUACAGACAGCAAAGCAACAAUCAGGGUGGACACCAACAAGGCGGCUACCGACAAGGUGGCUACCAGCAAGGUGCUCACCAGCAAGGUGGUAACCAUCAAGGUGGUCACCAUCAAGGUGGCCAGGGUUACUCCAGCGCGCAGCACGGCUACAGCAGCUAUCAGUCGGGCCACAGAUACGACGGUCAGCAGGAGAAAUACGGCAGCGCUCCUAAAUACGCCAGGGGUUCGCAGUCCGACAGACGUCCAGCACCAGGCUCCAAUAGAUAUCAAGGUCGUAACCAAGGUGGCUCCACCUGGCGCUGA
Molecule: messenger RNA, 2967 nt
Organism: Parnassius mnemosyne (clouded apollo)
Lineage: Eukaryota; Metazoa; Arthropoda; Insecta; Lepidoptera; Papilionidae
Source: the annotation of a GenBank genome assembly